GUCUUCAAGUACUCAAGGACAUGUGUGUGCAGAAAGAAAAGAAAAGAAAAAGGCUGAGCUGCAAGUGGAGUAGGCGUGUGGUGGGGUUGGAAGCUCCCUCACCAAUCCAUGAGAGCAGCACAUUAUCUCAGGCUGUGGAACUGGAUGGGCGAACUCUUCUCUUCCAUUAGCACAGCACAGAUGACCUCAGAAAGCCCUUGAAAAUGACGCUGGCACAUAUUCUAGUCAUCACGCUCAUAGGAACAUGCGUGUCUUUCUGUGCUGCACAGGAAACAGUAUGCACACAGGAGGCUGGGGCUGACAUUGUGUUUCUGGUCGAUGGCUCCUGGAGUAUUGGAAAGGAGAACUUCCAGCGGAUCCGAGAUUUUCUCUACACUCUAGUUGACAGUUUUAGUGUCAGUCCCAAUCAAGUCCGCAUUGGCUUGGCUCAGUUCAGCCAGGACCCAAGGACGGAGUUCCUGCUGAACACGUAUCAAGACAAACAAGACAUUCUCUCAUACAUCAGAAAAUUGCCUUAUAAGGGUGGUGGCACUAUGACUGGCUUGGGACUAGAUUUCAUUCUUAAGGAGCAAUUUACUGAGCAAGCAGGGAGUCGAGCAAGACAGGGGGUACCGCAGAUUGCCAUUGUCAUCACAGACGGUGAGUCACAAGAUGACGUGGAGCCACACGCGGAUGACCUGAGGCGUCGUGGAAUCAUACUGUAUGCUAUCGGGAUAAAAGAUGCAGAUGCGGAACAGUUGAGAAAGAUUGGUAACGAGCCCCAUGACCAGCAUGUGUACAGCGUCUCUGACUUCAGCGCUCUUCAGGGCAUCUCUCAGAACAUCGUCCAGGUGCUGUGUACCACCGUGGAGGAGGCCAAACGGCAAAUCACAGAAGAGUUCCAAGAGUUUGCUGAUGUCUUUUUUCUGGUGGACAGUUCAAUGAAGCCUCCACAGUUCCAGUUGAUGAGGACGAUACUUACUCGCCUGGCCAACCAACUCAAUGUGAAUAUCGAUCAAAAUCGCAUGGGACUGGCACAGUUCAGUGAUGACACUAAAGUAGAAUUUCUUCUGAAUGGCUACAAGACCAAAGAAGAGAUCCUCGCCCACCUAAAACGUUUCAGACUGAAAAGCGGUGGAGCACGGAACAUCGGCGCAGCUUUGGAAUACACCCGCACUCAUUUUCUCACCCCAAAGGCUGGAGCCCGUCUGUACCCAGGCUUUAGACAGUACCUGAUACUGAUGUCGUCGGGGAAAUCAGAUGACAGUGUGUUGAGACAGUCACAGAUUUUUGAAGACCAAAGUAUAAAUGUGAUCACUGUCGGGGUUGGUAACGCUGACCUUGAGGAAAUGCAGAUCAUUGCCACAGAUCCCUCAAUGUCCAAAACUGUGGAAAAAACUGUUGGGCAGACACCACAGGAUAUUAAAAAUAUAAUUGAAUCUAUGGACACUUUCAGUGUAACUGAUGAAUGUCUCUCAGCCACUGUGGCAGACAUUGUAUUCAUUGUGGACCAAUCCAGCACUGCAGGAAGUGAACAAUUUAAUCUUGUGCGUAACUUCCUUUUCCGCAUUGUAGCUGGUCUGGACAUCGGUUCUGAUAAAGUGAGAGUGGGUGUGGUUCUAUACAGCGAUACACCCAAAGCUGAGAUGUACUUGAAUACUUAUAACAGUAAACAGGACAUUCUCUAUCACAUCAGGAGACUUCCAUAUAAAAACAGUGCAACUGCAAAUACAGGAGAGGCACUAGAAUUUGUAAAAAAUGAUGUGUUUACCCAAAGAAGAGGCAGCAGACACCAAUAUGGGGUUCCUCAGACGGCUGUUGUCAUCACAACAGGAAAUUCUACCGAUGACGUCAGCCAGGGAGCAAGGAAGUUACGAUUGUCGGGGGUCAAAAUCUUCACUGUGGGAGGGGUAAAUUCCAACAGGACGGCAUUACUGCAGAUUGCCUCAGAUCCUUCUCGGACCUUUGUCUUCACUGUUGAAGAUCUUGCGAACCUCAACACAAUACAGAGGAAUCUAAGAGCAACUUUUUGCCAUGAAACCGAGCAAAGAGACCAUCCUGUCCAGCUCGUCACAGCUGGAGCCCCAGACUCUCGAAGUUCUGGGAUUCCUUUCCGAGGUGCUGGGAUUCCUUUUCUCAGAUCAGCCAUCUUGAAACAAGGUUGUCGGAAAACUGAAGAAGCAGAUAUUUAUUUCUUAAUUGAUGAAUCUGGGAGCAUCUACGAAAAGGAAUUUCAGAUGAUGAAAAAGUUUAUUUUGGAGUUUUUGCUCACAUUCCAUAUUGGACCUAACCAGGUCCGUGUAGGUCUAGUGAAAUUUGCUAAUGAGCCCAUACCUGAGUUUGACCUGACAGAAACCAAAGACAGGGCUGCCCUUGACAAAGCUGUGGAUAAGGUUUAUCUGGAUGGAGGUGGUACAAACAUAGGAUUGGCAUUGAAGUAUAUGGAGCCCCGAUUUCAAGCAGCUGUUGCGAAUCGACCAGGUCCUGACAUUCCCCGGAUCUUGAUUUUAAUCACCGAUGGGAAGUCGGAUGAUCUCGUGGAAGAACCUGCAAAGGUACUGCGAGAACAAGGAGUCAUAAUCUACACAAUAGGAGUCAGAGGUGCAGAUGAAAAACAGCUGGAAGAUAUUUCUGGUGAUCCUCUGAAUGUUUUUCCAGUCAAUGAUUUUGAUGGUUUAUUCCGAAUCAAAGAUCGCAUUGUUCAAAACAUGUGUUCCAAAGCAGCGUGCAAGGAUAUGAAGGCAGAUGUUCUCAUGCUGGUAGAGAGUUCAAGCCUAGUUGUGCCAGCAGAGUUUCUGAGGAUUAAAUUCUUCAUCGAGUCUCUCAUGAAACAGUCAGUGAUUGGACCGGAUGCACUGCAUAUGGGUAUAGUAGAGUAUAGUACACAGCCACAUACAGUAUUUCCUCUCAGCUAUGAGGAAGCCGAGAUGCACAAGAAAAUUGAAGACAUGCCUCACUUGGGCGGUGGCACUGAGACUGGCAAAGCCCUUCAGUAUGUUUCCCAGUUCUUUGAUAGGUCAAUGGGCGGUCGUCCUGGAGUCCUACAAAUCCUGAUUGUCAUAUCUGAAGGGAAGUCACAGGAUGACGUCGCUGAUGCUGCUAGCAUGCUGAAGCGGAAGGGGGUCAUCAUCUAUGCCAUUGGCAUUGGCAGUGCAAACAAAAAUCAAAUGGACACCAUUGGCACCCAUGUUUUUCUCAGGAGGAAUCUUGCUCCAGAUGAGCUGCAGUCAGUAUCACAGGAUAUCAUGUUUGAUAUCUGUCAUUUUAAGCAAGGAUGUGAAAUCGACUUCGCAGACAUAAUCUUUCUUGUAGAUGGUUCACAGAGUGUCAGUUAUGAACAGUUUCAGAUUAUGAAACACCUCAUGUCAUCCAUUGUGAACAGCUCUUCUGUUGGAGAAAACGCUGUGCGCAUUGGAGGCAUUGUUUACUCCACUGAACCAGAAAUCAAGUUUGCCUUGAAUGAAUAUAAUACCAAUAAGGAGCUGAGACAAGUCAUAUCAGAACUGAAGCCUUUGGGUGGUGACACUUACACAAGCAAAGCACUGAGUUACUCUCUAGACUACUUCAGUGAAUUCAGUGGUGGCAGAAAUGAACUGGUGCACAAGUUUCUCAUAGUUAUGACCAAUGGAGAGGCAAGAGAUGCUGGGGAAUUGAAAAAUACUGCUGCUAAGCUGCGUGAAAAAGGAAUCAGGAUAUUUGGUAUUGGAGUACAGCAGGAUGAAAAUAAACAACUACCAAAUCAGCUGCUUACAAUGGCCGAUGACCCCAACAGAGUGUUCUAUGUGGAUAAUUUGAAUGCCUUGGGAACAGCAGACAGAAACAUUUCUGAAGAGAUCUGCAAAGAUGAAAAACUUGGAUGUACUGUGGACAUUGCUGUUGGAUUUGAUAUCACCAGAAGGCCGAGUAAACCCACUCUCUUCAGUGGACAGAGCCAGUUGAAGCAGAGACUGCCUAAGAUAAUCAGAGACAUAUCAUCUCUGGAUGGCAUAUGCUGUGCUCCUCCUAAUAACAUUGUUAAUCCAAGGAUCGCCUUCCGUCUGGUGGAUCAAAAGGGGAAGAUGCUGGAAUUUUUUGACUUUACCCAGUACAACCCCGACAACCCCGAUAUUGACAAAAUAGUGACAAAUUUAGCAAUAGGCGAGGACACCUUUUUCAACAAACAGCUGCUGGAGUCUUUUGAGAAACUCUUCAGACCAAGGCAGGCAGAAAUAAAGGCCCUGAUCAUUUUCUCAGAUGGACUUGAUAACUCAGUGGAGAUGCUGAAAAGUGAAUCAGACAGGCUAAGGAAAAGUGGAAUAGAUACGCUGUUGGUGGUGGCUUUAGAGGGAACCCAAAACGCUCAUGAGCUUCAAAUGGUUGAGUUUGGUUUAGCAGGUCCUGGUGAAGUCAACAGGUACAAGCAGCACUUUUCCAUUGGGAUGGAUAACAUAGCUAAUGCCAUAAAGACAAACCUAGUUUCAGUGGUUCUGAGGAAGUGUUGCAAUAUAAGUUGCAUUUGUGUUGGGCCACCAGGGCCCCCUGGACCCCCAGGGUAUCAUGGACCGAAGGGAAUUAAAGGACUCCCAGGAUAUCCAGGAUUCCCUGGAGAUGAGGGAAGCAGUGGAGGCCGAGGACCUCCAGGACUGAAUGGAACUAAAGGAGACCAGGGAUGCCAAGGGAUGAGAGGUAUAAAGGGUGGAAGAGGCUACAGUGGUGAAAAAGGGACACCUGGAGAAGAUGGCCUGGAUGGUGUGCAUGGAGAUCAGGGUGAUCCUGGAAGUAAUGGCACGGCUGGAGAGAGAGGAGAUCCUGGCAAUCCGGGUUAUCCAGGCAUCAGAGGUGGUCCAGGGACUUAUGGCGAGAAAGGAUUAAGAGGAGAUCCUGGAGCGCCUGGGAGAGACAACAUAAUUGAAGGUCCAAAAGGAGACCAAGGCAGCCAGGGAGCACGGGGAGAAGCAGGGGAAGAUGGCCGUCCUGGAGAGGAGGGAUUACCCGGAAAUGAUGGUCCCAAUGGCAGGAGAGGUCAACCAGGGGGGCAGGGACGCAUAGGAAGUCCAGGUGACUCUGGUAUUGAGGGUCCCCCUGGUCCUUCAGGACCUCAGGGUGCAAGGGGAUUACCAGGUUUUGUGGGACCUAUAGGUCCUCAUGGUUUACCAGGCCCGCAGGGGUUUCCAGGAGUAGAGGGACCAAGAGGAUUCAGGGGCCAUUCAGGGAACAAAGGACAAAAAGGGCAGCAAGGCGAUCCUGGAGUCCAUGGAGCCGAGGGAUCAUUGGGCCCCAGAGGACCCCCGGGCCUUGAUGGUAGGGAUGGAUAUGGACCACCUGGACCAAAAGGACUGAAGGGAGAUCCGGGCUUUCCUGGUUAUCCUGGAUUGCAGGGUGAGGAUGGUGUGAAGGGCCAGUCUGGAGGUCCAGGCCCAAAAGGAAACCAGGGACGAGGAGGAAAUGCUGGAAGACCUGGCAGAGAGGGUGAUAUUGGAUUAGUCGGAGAGCCUGGACACCAGGGCCAUAGAGGACCUCCAGGCAAUAAAACAGACAUUUGCCACCUGCUGCCUUAUAUUCGUGAGAAUUGUGUAUGCUGUAAUGGUCAGACUGACUGCCCAGUCUAUCCCACUGAGUUGGUCAUAGGCUUGGACAUGUCCGAGGAUGUGGACCAGCGGGCGUUUGAAAGAAUGCGCAGCAGCAUGUAUGACCUGUUGAAGGACAUCUCCAUUUCUGAAAGCAACUGCCCCAAGGGAGCACGGGUCGCAGUGGUCUCCUACAACUCCAACACCAAACACCGUAUCCGUUUCUCAGACUACAGACAAAAGGACAAGCUCUUGGAAUUAGUGAAUGGCACUACCCUCGAACGCAGCUCGAGCAGGCGCAAUAUUGGUGAGGCCAUGCAAUUUGUGGCAAGGCACUCCUUUAAACGAACCAGAUGGGGUGCGCUGAUGAGGAAGGUGGCCAUCUUCUUCUCCAAUGGUGCCUCUGAGGACGCCAAUGCCAUCAACACUGCCAUGCUGGAGCUCAAAGCCAAUAACAUCCAAACUGCAGUGAUCGCCCUUAGAAACACCCCUAAUGUCCAGCGUGCAUUUGAGGCAGAUGACACAAGAAGCUUUAUAGUGCAAACUCUUCGAGAGGAACCAGACCAGUUAAAUCAGCUGAUGAAGAUCCAGCGCUGUGCCAUCUGUUAUGAUUUUUGCCAACCUGAUCCAGAAUGCAGUGACAUCGACCUGCUAAAACUAAAUGUAGACUUGGAUCUUGAUCUGACGUUGCUGGUGGAUGGAUCUCGGACAAUGAAAGCAGAUGAGUAUGUGGCAGUGAAAGAGCUGUUGGCUUCGGUCCUGAAGCAGAUAAAAGUGAGUGAGCAGCCAGAGAGGUCAGACAAACAGGCCAGAGUGGCUCUGUAUCAGACGUCCCCCACUUAUCACCCAGAUGGACGGUUGGGAACAGACAACCCAGUGCAGAGGGAGUUUGACUAUACAACCUACUCGAACACCGAGGACAUGAGGAGACACCUCUUGGAGGACGUACACCAGCUGGGUGGCAAGGCGGGUCUGGGACACGCCGUGGAGUGGGUCAUCGACAAAAACCGUGGCCCGAGCCCACGCAAGCACAAGAUGGUGCUGGCUGUGGUGGGUGAGGAGACCAGCGGGUGGGACAGAGCCAAGCUCGACCAGGUCUCAAGGAUGGCCAAGUGUCAAGGAGUGGGGGUGUUCGCUAUGACAACCGGACGCAAAUUCAACGCCCAAGUGAAGGAGCUGGCCAGUUCCCCGCUGGAUCAGCACAUCCUCCACUUGGGAGAGGGGGAGCCAGGACAGAUGGAGUACGCACGUCGCUUCCUGCAGGCUUUCUUGGGUACUCUGAAAAGAGGAUUAAAUGAUUAUCAUGUACCGGGGAUGUGUGUCGGACGACCAGGUAGUCUUGGCCCACAGGCAGCAGUUGGACCUAACAUUGAGAGUGUUCCUUUUCCUGUAUACCUGGAAGCAGAGGACCGCCUCAAUGAUCAAAGGACUCCAAAAUACGUUCCUCCCGUAGAGAAUCUUGUUGUGAUCAGGCCAGCAGGAAGGACGAGAACAUCUGAUGGAACUCACUCACACGCUCCCGGUAUAUACAGGAGAAAACGUAUAUACAAGAAGAACGGAAGGCCCAAUGUGUGAAAACAAGCUGCCACGAGUCUUAACAUGAGAGGAAUCGGUUAAAUUAACAAGAAUCAUUUUCCUGGAAUCAUCAAGAUGCAUUUAGAAAGAGGCAUAUUUUUUAGAUAACUGUUAAAUAUUGAAAAGAAAAUGUUGCUAAUACACAUUAUAUAUAUAU
Alosa alosa (allis shad) is the source of this 7257-nucleotide messenger RNA. RefSeq names its product collagen alpha-6(VI) chain-like. Gene Ontology annotation, biological process: extracellular matrix organization. NCBI's taxonomy places the organism in Eukaryota, Metazoa, Chordata, Actinopteri, Clupeiformes, Clupeidae. The record is from RefSeq and is a predicted model, not a curated record. Gene Ontology annotation, molecular function: extracellular matrix structural constituent conferring tensile strength.